AUGGCACCAGAAGUCACUGCUGAACACACUUAUGUUGGCUCACAUCCCUGUUAUGAAAUACAUAAUGUUUCUUAUACGAAGACAAGCACACCUUCCACAGUUUGUGUUUUAUUGUCUGUUUUCCUCGGCUCAUUGUCUGUUGUCACAAUAUGUGGAAACCUUCUUGUAAUAAUCUCCAUCAUUUACUUCAAACAGCUCCACACUCCUACAAACUCUCUCAUCCUUUCCUUGGCAGUCGCUGACCUGCUUGUUGGGGUUGUAGUUUUUCCUUUCAACAUGGAAUUCUCUCUAAGUUCAUGUGUUUUCUCUGAAAAUGUGUUUUACAGAUAUUAUGCAGUGUGUCACCCUCUGACAUAUAGAACGAAGAUAAAUGUUCAUGUUGUUGUCAUCAUGAUCGUGGUGAGCUGGAGUGUUUCUCUUUUAGUUGCAAUUGGCCUCGUAAUGGCAGGAUUAGACCAAGCUAAAUGUCAAGAAAAGUGUUUUAUUGAUGUUCUGCUUGCAAACAUUUUGGGACCUAUUUUCUCAUUUUACCUCCCAGUGAUUUUAAUGCUGUGUAUCUACCUGAAGAUUUUCCUAGUUGCACAGAGACAGGUACGCAGCAUCCAGGGAACAAAGUCUGGAGCCACUGCCAGUAAAUUGGAGAGAAAAGCCACUAAAACUCUGGCAACUGUUAUGGGAGUGUUUCUAAUGUGCUGGUCUCCUUUCUUUCUCUGUAUUUCCUUUCAGCUUUUGAAUCAUGUGUCAGUUUCUGUUGCUGUGAUUGAAAGUCUUGGCUGGCUUGCACUCUCAAACUCAAUGCUCAACCCAUUUAUUUAUGCUUUCUUUUACAGCUGGUUCAGAUCAGCUUUCAGAUUGAUCAUAUCUAGAAAAAUAUUUCAAGGUGAUUUUUCCAACUCAAAGCUGCAUUGA
Molecule: messenger RNA, 909 nt
Organism: Chelmon rostratus (copperband butterflyfish)
Lineage: Eukaryota; Metazoa; Chordata; Actinopteri; Chaetodontiformes; Chaetodontidae
Product: trace amine-associated receptor 1-like
Exons: 2
Coding region: 1-909 (302 amino acids)
Biological process (GO): G protein-coupled receptor signaling pathway
Cellular component (GO): membrane
Molecular function (GO): trace-amine receptor activity
Source: RefSeq, a predicted model, not a curated record